GCUCUUGCCCCAACCGAUGCCACAGAUGUGCGUGAAGUCGCUUCAGCUGCACCGGAGCCCAGCUCAGUGCCACCUGCACCGGAGCCCAAGGCGGCGCCGGAGCCCAAGGCGGCGGUGGACGUGGUGGUGCCGGACGCCGUGCCGCCGGUGGCGACGCCCGCACGAGCUCGGCCCAAGAGGGAGGACUCGGGACUGGCCCGUGGUUUCCUGAACAAAGCGCCCAAGAAGGCGAAGAAAACCGACUCAACGAAGCCGGAGGUGAGGCCGCAGACGACGACCCCUGCUGUGGCCGAGACCGCUUCUGCCUCGGAGGAAAUCGCACGAGAGGAGCAGGCGGGCGUCCGCUUCUUCCAUGCCUGCGACUUCCGGGAAGCCAAGGGCUGCUUCGAACGCAUGCGGCGCAAAGCCAACGAAGCCCAGCUGGGCAAAGAGGAGGGGCAAGCGUAUCGGCUGUUAGCCAAUGCAUUGGACAAGCUCAACACGCCGACGGAGGAGAUCCACUCGGCUUACAAGGAGGCGAUGCGAUUGGCCCACAAGCACGACGACAUGCAGUUGUCCUUCAACGUGCUCACUGGGAUGGGCUCCCACGAGGUGAGGAUGGAGAACCUAGAAGAUGCCGAACAUUUGUAUUUCCAGUCGCUGAUGCUGGCGAAACGUGUGUUGUCCUCACAUGAGGAGGCCAUUGCCGAAGGCAACUUGGGCGUGUGCCUGGGCCAGAUGGAUGGCCGUCGUGCAGAAUGUCUCGAGCACUUCCAGAAAGCCAUCAAGCUCCACGAUGGCAGCAACUCCCACAGCGUGGUGACACUCUUGGCCAAUUAUGCCUCAGCUCUUUGUGCAGAUGAGAGGUACCAGGAGGCGCAAGGCCAGUAUGAGGCGGCCUUGAAGCUGGCCCGUCGCAUCGGAGACCGGCGCGUGGAGAUCAACAUCCUCACGAACUUGGCCAAUCUCUGCGAAAAUGUCCUGUCCUUGCCCGAGAAAGCACGACUCUACCGGGCCGCGCUGAAAGGGCACGCCGAGGGCAAGGAGAUUUGUGCUAUUUGCUUGGACUCUUUGGAGAACGGCCGCCCUCAGAUCGUCUUGCAGUGUAACCAUAUCUAUCACAGCGACUGCUUUGAGGGUGUCCUCUCCAGCGAGUCCGAAAGCCGCAGCCGAUGCCCGCAGUGCCGGAACUCGCACUCCAGCUUCGCCGCAGCGUGA
This is a messenger RNA of Durusdinium trenchii, 1197 nucleotides long. The record is from the annotation of a GenBank genome assembly. Lineage: Eukaryota; Dinophyceae; Suessiales; Symbiodiniaceae.